AUGGCUCUCUACAAAGUGAUCUGUGUGGCAGCUCUGUUGACUCUACUGGCAGCAGUCUCCAUACCGAACCCAUUAUCAGAGGACAGCACCCUUAACAUCACAUCGAACAGAACGUUGAGACAAAAGAGAUCCUCCAACAUCGGUGGUGAAACUGGACUUGGGAAGAUGCAUGCUAGAAAUGAGGCCUUCUUCCUUCCCUGGGAAGGUUCUGAGUAUUGGUACAAGGACUAUGAGGUCCUGACUAUGAACAAAGAUAUUUCCAAAGAGCGCAUUUCUAAUGUCAGGUACAAUAUUAAUCAGGCUGAAAGAUUUCAGCAUCCUCCAGAGGCCAUGGGCAAGUCUACCCUUGUCAAUAAUCAGUGCAGAGAAGUUACAAAAACACAUACGAUCUCAAACACGUAUGAAGAAGAGAAAAGGUGGGACACUAGCAUUGCCAUCUCAGCUGGUGUCACAGCUAGCAUCACUGCUGGAAUCCCAUCUGUUGCCGAAAUAGGUAUUCAGGUUAGCACUGAGGUAACCAACGCAUUCUCCAGUGGGACCACCCUAAAGGUGUCGAAAAACCUCGCUGUUGAUGUCGAAGUAAAUGUACCACCAAACCACUCCUGCAGUGUCAGUAUUGUAGGAAAUAAAUACUCAACAAAUAUCCCUUACACAGCACGCCUCACCCGCACCUACCGUAAUGGGAGAACCGCAUCGACAACCAUCACUGGGGUGUACAAGGGUGUCAAUGUUGUAGAUUUCAAGACUGUUGCGGAUCGCUGUGUUCCUAUACCCAAUGCUAAGCCUUGCGAAUAAAAGAAAAAUGGAAUAAUACUUAAAAGGUACUUAUGCUAAUUUCCAGCUCUAUAUUUUUGAUUUUUUUACUCCACUAGCUUUGAAUGAUUCACAGUUCAAAAAAACGUAUUAAUCUUAUAGUGGCCCUUUAUGCAGCCUCUCAGUUCAGUCUGAAGCAGGCUGUUUUGGAUCCCUGAACCAACAACGCUGUUAUACUGCAGUGUUUUCUCUUGUGAUGUAACUCUGUUCUUCUCAAUCAAGCUUCAAUAAACUUUCCAGCAUCAGA
Scomber scombrus (Atlantic mackerel) is the source of this 1060-nucleotide messenger RNA. RefSeq names its product natterin-3-like. The coding region runs from base 1 to 795 and encodes 264 amino acids. The record is from RefSeq and is a predicted model, not a curated record. NCBI's taxonomy places the organism in Eukaryota, Metazoa, Chordata, Actinopteri, Scombriformes, Scombridae. The transcript has 2 exons.